This is a messenger RNA of Colius striatus (speckled mousebird), 1606 nucleotides long. It is a transcript of the gene NUBP2, whose product is annotated as NUBP iron-sulfur cluster assembly factor 2, cytosolic. Gene Ontology annotation, cellular component: cytosol. Lineage: Eukaryota; Metazoa; Chordata; Aves; Coliiformes; Coliidae. The transcript is spliced from 6 exons. Gene Ontology annotation, molecular function: ATP binding; iron-sulfur cluster binding; ATP-dependent FeS chaperone activity. The coding region runs from base 425 to 1060 and encodes 211 amino acids. Gene Ontology annotation, biological process: iron-sulfur cluster assembly. The record is from RefSeq and is a predicted model, not a curated record.
GCAGCGCGGCGAGGAACGGCAGCGGGGCGGGGACGGAGGAAACGCCGAGGGCCUGAGCUCAGCGCGGCCCCCAGCCCGGCGUCACAACGCCCCGCGGCUGUUUGUUGCUUCGCCCCAAUUACCGCUGAGGUCACCGGCGCUGAGCCCUCGCUGCCCUUGCUCCUCUCGUCCCUUUGCCGGCGGCAGCAGAGCCGUGGCACAGCCUCUUCCUUCCCCCUGCCCCCGCCUGAGACUCUGACAGGGCCUCCUUGUACCUCCAGAGAGAAGCAGCCUGGCGGGCGUGCGGCGGGUGCUGCUGGUGCUGUCGGGGAAGGGCGGCGUGGGCAAGAGCACGGUGGCCACCGAGCUGGCGCUGGCGCUGCGGCACCGCGGCAAGAAGGUGGGGCUGCUGGACGUGGAUCUGUGUGGGCCCAGCAUCCCCCGCAUGUUCGGGGCCCAGGCCAGCGCCGUGCACCAGUGUGACAGCGGCUGGGUGCCCGUCCUCGUGGGGCAGGACGGCAGCAUCUCGCUCAUGUCCAUCGGGUUCCUGCUGGAGAGGCCGGACGAUGCCGUGGUGUGGAGAGGGCCCAAGAAGAACGCUCUGAUCAAACAGUUCGUGGCCGACGUGGCCUGGGGGGAGCUGGACGUGCUGGUGGUGGACACGCCGCCGGGCACGUCCGACGAGCACCUGGCUGUGGUGGAGGCUCUGCGGCCGCACACGGCCCUCGCCGCCGUCCUGGUCACCACGCCGCAGGCCGUGGCCGUGGCGGACGUGAGGCGGGAGCUGACCUUCUGCAGGAAGACGGGCGUGCGAGUGCUGGGCCUCGUGGAGAACAUGAGCGGCUUCGUGUGCCCGCACUGCUCGGAGUGCACAAACAUCUUUUCCAAAGGAGGAGGUGAGGAGCUGGCCAGGCACGCUGGGGUCCCCUUCCUGGGCUGCGUUCCCCUGGACCCCCAGCUCAGCCAGAGCUUGGAAGAAGGCAGAGACUUCAUCCAGGAGUUUCCCAGGAGCUCUGCCUUCCCCGCCUUGGCUCACAUUGCCCAGCAGAUCCUGGAUGGGACGUUGCAGCCGAGCUCCUGAGCAGGGUGUGGAGCUGGAGGGGCUGUCACUGGCUGAGCCCCCUGCCCGGCAGGAGCAGCAGCAGCAGCCCAGGCAGGGGGUGCAGAACCUGCUCAACUCAAACUGUCUCGGUGAGGGGCUGAUGGAGGUGAGAGGGUGACCUGAAAAGGGAAGUGCUGCUUCAUCUCCUGGAGCAAAGAGCCUCUGCCUGCACAGCACCAGCUGCCUUCUGCCAGUUCCCACCCCACACCCAGCACCUUCCUCCACAGCUGCUGUCCUGCAGAGGCUCUGGGAGCUCUGGCUCCUGCCCAUGGGCCUCCCCUGGUCUUCCCUUGAUGAGCCCAGACUGCACUGACUGUCCAGGUGGUGGUUCAGGGGCUGCUGCCUUCCCCCUGCAUGAGGGGUUGUGUGGUACCUGGUUCAGUGGGCAGUGGGUUGGUGCUGGGUGUGGGCCCAGGCCAGGCCACCUCACUCUGGCACCUCAGGUCGCUGCUUGCUGACGGGCCCCUGAGGGAGCAUCCAUGGGAAAACGCCCCAAGAUCGGCCACCUAUGAGGGGGCUGGAGAC